AUGACAAGGCAUUCCAAAAAUAAUACUUCAGCGUCCGUUUUUUCCUAUUCAGAGCGAUCGAAGCUUGCAUAUGGAACCAUUGAGAGGCGACAUACCCGAGACACAGUAAAAAAAUUUGAUGCUUGCUAUUUAUGUUUCUUAACAGCAAUUGACCCGGUUUGCUGCAGUGAAGGGCAUCUUUCAUGUAGGGAAUGCAUUAUAUCUACGCUCCUUUCACAAAAAAACUCGUCCAAAGAACUAGCGAACAAAAAGGCUGCUCUGGAAAAAAGAGCUGCCGAAUUGGAUGCGGAAGAGGCUCGCAAAGACGCUCUUCAGAAAGAGCAAAUGUUUAUCCGUGCAACCGAAGGGAAAAUCAACCCCCAACGAACAGACUCUUCUGGCAUGGCUAACGCUUUAGCCUUGUCAAGCUCGUGUUCUUUUUGGAUCCCUGAAAAGGCCCCGAAUUUUUCUCUACUUGAAGGCGGAAAAGCCCUGAAAGCACCCCCAAGCAAGACAAGUUGUUUUGGCGGAUUCUCUCCCCAUUCAAUCACGUUAAGGUCGUUAAUAACCUUGAAUUUUACCGCAAAAAUAUCCUCCUCCUCCUCCUCCUCCUCCUCCUCCUCGUCAAGUGAUGAGGAAAAGAUUUGUCCCAUAUGUCUUCGGUCUUUGAACAACAAUUUUCAACUAUUGGUCUUCAAGAGCUGUGGCCAUGUCCUAUGCAACGAGUGCGUUCACUUGUCUACUCCGGAACAGAAAAAAUGCAUCGCUUGUGGGGAAGAUUCGUCGCAACUGAUCCGCCUUUCGAAAGAUGGAACCGGCUUUGCCUCCGGAGGCGGCCAGGUCCUAAUCCGCAAAUACGAUCUGCCAUUCCAAUAG
Molecule: messenger RNA, 855 nt
Organism: Mitosporidium daphniae
Lineage: Eukaryota; Fungi; Microsporidia
Exons: 1
Coding region: 1-855 (284 amino acids)
Cellular component (GO): nucleus
Molecular function (GO): ubiquitin protein ligase activity
Source: RefSeq, a predicted model, not a curated record